Molecule: messenger RNA, 2161 nt
Organism: Rhopalosiphum padi (bird cherry-oat aphid)
Lineage: Eukaryota; Metazoa; Arthropoda; Insecta; Hemiptera; Aphididae
Gene: jeb
Exons: 4
Coding region: 702-1520 (272 amino acids)
Biological process (GO): positive regulation of MAPK cascade
Cellular component (GO): terminal bouton
Molecular function (GO): protein binding; transmembrane receptor protein tyrosine kinase activator activity
Source: RefSeq, a predicted model, not a curated record
AGUCGUCGUCCCUUCAGUCCGACACAUUCCAAACGAGCCGGCAGACGCGUCAUGCCAACGACCGCGAACGCUCCGGAGGACAUCUGUUGAAACCGUCGUAUACGCGCGAUUUUACGAGCACACAACUUUUUCUCUCUCCACAGAUUCUCUGCCACUCAUUCUCUUUCUCUCUGGGCUUAUUGUUUUUCUCGUCACCUUAGUCGGAUUUUUUUUUAUUGCCAUUAUCGUUAUUGUUAUCAUUUUUUUUCUCACGCUUUCUGCGGGAGUCACCCACUCACCAACACGAGACAAAAUCCCGUCGCCUUGUAGGUUCCAAACAUUCUGAUAUUUAUACGAUCGCGAACUGGUACUAAAAAAGAGGAUUUUCUCUUACCCAAACACUCGGAUAUUCCGCGGCCACCGCUGCCGCCCUAAAAUUAUAAUAUAUAUAUAUAUAAAUUAACGCCACUGCGAUUAAGCGGCAUUGAUACACCACUGAGCGCGGCCACUCGGCGACGACGGCGGCGGCAGUGGCGGUGGCGACCGGCAGUAAGCCAGUCAGUCAGUCAGUCGUUUACACCGCGGGCCGCGUAACCGUCGUGCUCCGCGACUAGUCUCCCGCAACGGUGUAUAAUACAAUCGUACGUAAGCGCCGACCGGUUGCAGCCGCCGCCGCCGCGAUCUUCGGAUCGCCGUCCCGCGAUCAUCACUGCGGUCGCGACAUGCUGCUAAACCAAAGAUUGCGGCUGGGCGGCGGCCUGUUGGCGCUGGGUGUCGUGGCCCUAUUCGCGGCCCACCCGCCACUGGUCAGGGGCGGUAGCUCGCACAACCUGGAGAGCCACCAGUACAAGGACUCCAGGAAGUGUCUGUUGCAGCUGACGGCCAGGACAUUGGGUUGUGGCGGCGGCGGUGGCGUCAGGCGAACGGUCGUGGCGACCAAACGUCGGCCAGACAAACGCCAACAUGGCGGCGAAACCGACAACGAUUUGGAUCAGAACAACAAUAAUUUUGAUUACAAUAAUUACGACGAUGACGACGGCGGCGGUGGCGGUGACGGCGGCGAUGGUGCCGAGACACGGCAGACGUUUUACGAACCACCGCUGAUCACUGACCCGAGGGACAGGAUGUUGCCGGUCAUCUACAGCCCGAGGCCCAUGUACGCGCCGCCACGCCAUCAGCAGCAACAGCCGCAGCAACAGCAACAGCCGUACAACAGGUACGACGACCAAGGCGUCGCCCCGAUCAACCCGUUCGAGGUGCCCAUCAUCAUCGGUAGUUAUCAAAACGUCGACGUAAAAUUGAAUCAAGAUAUGCUCCCAGAGUGUCCGCCCACCGAAGAUGGAUUUGAACGGUUCGCAUGUCCCUCUCCUGACAAGGAAGGACGAUUCAGGUGCAUAGACGAUCACGUUCUAUGUGACGGAUACAUUGACUGUCCAAAUGGUGACGACGAAGAUAGAAAGAAUUGUUUCUUCUUCAAAACAACUAAAGCUCAUCUGGACAUACUGGCAGACGCUCUUCUUCGAUGGGCAAGAGGACGCUAAUCCAAAAUUUAAUUUAAAAUAAUAUCUUGAUAAAACGGCUACGACAAUUUUAAUUCAAAAACCAUAAUUUCAUUCAACAAAAUAACUCUCCUUCUAUAGGUUUGAUUGAAAAAUAUUUUUUUUCCCAGAAACUAAUUUAAGUUACUUAUAAAAAUUGUUCGCAUAACAUGCGCGCAAACAAACGACAAAAACAAUUUACAGGAUAAAAUGGAGGCCUGGAAUACAAAACGCUUUUUGGCGUACUACUACUGAUGUUACACCGGUAAACAUUUCAAAAGUCUAUUAAAUUAUAAUAUUAACCACGUUUUCCUCUUUUAUGUGCUCAUAACAUUAUAAUUUCAUUUUAAUACUACUAAGUUCCUACAAUAGUUGUUGUUACCAAGCAUGUGUCAUGUUGAUGUAUAUUUGUACGGGUUGUAUAUUAAGUUAUUGGUUUUUUUUUUUAAACUCUAUCUGUGGUCACUGGUCAAUCAGAUCUGUGAAUGAGAUCGCAAUAAAUCAUUGUGUGUUUAUUUAAAUCGUAAAUAAUAGAAUUUGUAAAUAUUAUUAUUACUACUACUAUAUUAUUAUUAUUACUAUUACUAUUUCUAUUAUACUAUUAAUUCUAUUAUAUUUAUUACUAAAUUUUAUUGUUCAACCUA